Messenger RNA from Melanaphis sacchari, 2869 nucleotides. Its product is annotated as E3 ubiquitin-protein ligase RFWD3-like. The coding region runs from base 458 to 2626 and encodes 722 amino acids. Gene Ontology annotation, cellular component: nucleus. The record is from RefSeq and is a predicted model, not a curated record. The transcript has 10 exons. Gene Ontology annotation, molecular function: protein binding; ubiquitin protein ligase activity. Gene Ontology annotation, biological process: protein ubiquitination; interstrand cross-link repair. Lineage: Eukaryota; Metazoa; Arthropoda; Insecta; Hemiptera; Aphididae.
AAUUUUUUCUAGCUUCUGCGCAUUGAUCGUUUAUCGUUAUAAACAGAGUUUAAUGUUCUUAUAUAAUUGUAUUUACUGUUUUGAUUUGAACAUCGAUCGGAAUUCGACUGGUUCGAAAAUCGACCGUCAGGAGUCAGGACUAGUGACUAGGGGUCGACACUCGACAGUCGACACUUAAUACUUUAACAGCGACUGACAAGUGGCUACUGAUUGAGUUAAGAUCUCCUUUAUUAGUUAUUACUCUUUUCACUGCCACCUGUUUACUGUCAAAGUGUCAAUAGCCGCUGAGUAACUACUUAGCACAUUCAUAUAAAACGUCUGGCCCGGGUAGUGAAGGCUUUAUUUGUUUUUCCGAAACACGUUUUUCAUGAUGAUGGCGUCUAGUCAAAUCGAUUCGGUCUGAUAAUCAGUAGUGGUUCUCUCCACUUCUCAGGAAAAAAGUACAAUAAAUAGAAAUAUGGGUAGUCGAUCAAGAUAUGGAUUUAGUGAUGAAGACAUGGAAAUAGAUCCUUUAUUUUCAUCUCCUUUUGGAAAUGAUUUACAUCAAAGUACAGGUAGAGGUUUAUUUAUACCGACUUAUGCGCUUGAUGAGCGUAUGAGAAUUGCUGCUGGACUACCACCUACACUACUAAUCAGUACGUCAAACUACGAUACUCAACCUAGAUCUGUACAUAUAAUUGAUCCAGUUGAUCUAGAAAAUCCUGUAGAUCCAGUGGAUCCAAUGGAUCCAAUGGAACCAGUAGAUCCAGUGGAACCAGUAGAUCCAGUAAAUCCAGUAGAUGCUGUUCAAUAUGAAGAAACUAAUUCAGAUUCAUCAGAUUUUUAUCCAACAGGACAUUCAAUUACAAUGUCACCUGUUCAAUUUAUUGCAAGAUCAGUAAGAAGACGUACUCGGAGAUUUUCAGAAACUUCAAGAGAUUCUGAUUCAGAAGAAUCUCUAGUAGGAUUUCCUAUAGAUCCUCCAGCAGGAUCUCCAGUAGGAUUUCCUACUGAAUCUCCAAUGGAUUCUCUAGCAACAACUCCAGAAACAUCUCCAGAAUCAUCUAGAAUGGGAUCUCCAGAAAUAUUUCCAGUAGGAUCUCCAGUUACAUCCUCAAUGGCUUUCUUACCAACAACUCCAACAAGAUCUGCAGCAACAUCUUUAAAACGUGCUUUAGAAGAUACAGAAAGUACAGAACAAAAAACUGAUAACGACAAUCCAGAUGAAGCAUUUUCCUGUUCAAUAUGUUUAGAUACUUUAACUAAUACUGGUUUGCAUAGACCUGCAUGUUUAAAAUGUGGUCAUAUUUUUGGAGAAAAUUGUUUACAAAGAUGGAUUAAAGUUGGAUGUAAUAGUGAUGCAAGAAGAUGUCCAACAUGUAAUGCAAGAGCAAAUUUGAAAGAUAUUAGAGUUUUAUAUACUAAAAAUCUAGUAGCAGUUGAUACAUCACAAAUAACUGCUCUUGAACUUAAAGUGGAAAAAGAAAAUCAAGCAAAAAAUUUAAUGCAGUUGGAAGCAGAAAGGUGGAAAGUGAAAGCUACAUAUUUAGAUAAUGAAGUGAAAAGAUUAAAAACUGUGGUGAAUUCAGAACUACUUAAUAAACCAUCAAUUAGUGAUCCAACCGCAGAUCGACAAUGUAUUAAAAAAAUUAAUCUAUCCAAAAACUUGGGCUGUAGGGUUAUGGCAUUUAAUAAAAAUAAUAUGAUGCUGGUGGUGUCACAGCAGUCUACCACAACAUUAUUCAAGUCACACGUGAUCAAAAAAAUGAAUGGAGCAAUACUGGAACCUUCUAAAGAAUGUAUUUUUGCACAUAGAAGACAAAUUCGUGAUAUGGCAUUCCACCCUAUUGAACAAAAUCUUUUAGCUUCUGUUGGUUUGGAUAAAUGCAUUAAUCUAUCAGAUUUAAAUGUUAACAUGGUGGUUUCUUCUAUAAAUGUUCCAGAACCUCUAUGGUCUUGUUGUUGGGCUGGUGACAAUACUAAUGUGUUAGUUGCGGGUGGUCAAAUGGGGUCUAUAUUUUAUAUUGACCGCAGGUAUAUGACAUUGUUUGACUCUAAACAGGUUCGAAAACCUGGUUGUGUUUCUCUUAACCCACUCCCACCGUCAGCAUCUCGAUCAUUCAUUCAUGGUGGAUUUUUGAAGACUAGAAUGGACUAUUUCUCUGUGUUUGAACCAGAACCUGGACGAGAGCCUUAUGUUUACAAAGAGGCUGAAUUGCCUUUGAAAGGACUUUGGUCUAAUACUGCUUAUGACUGUCAAUCUAAUCUAAUUCUGUCAUCUUCUAAACCAUGUGGUCCCAAUAAAUCUAUCAGAUAUAUUGUAUCUAAAUUAACUGAUUUUAACACAGAAGGACCUGUAUUAAAUCCAGUGGUCACAUUUUAUGGUGGAGAUAAGUCUUCACAAUUAUUCCGCUCAUGUUUGGUACCACCAAGUGGAAGAUAUAAUGAAGACGACAUACUAGCUUGUUGUUUUGAUGAACAAUCAAGCACUAUCAAAGUAUUCAAUGUCAAUGCAGGCAAUAAUGUACAUAAUUUCCAUGUUACUGAAAACUUUAUGGAUCUAUGUCCUUUAACUGGUAUAAUUAUAAAUGGUAGACGAACAGUGGCUGGUUUGUCAGAAAAUGCGCUUAGUGUUUUCUCUGUUUAAAAAAAAAAAAAACAAGACAAAAAUAAAAUAUUUUGUUUUUGUUUGUAUAUGCAUUUAUUAAUUUUAAAUUUAAAUUAAAGAUUUUUCCAUGAACAAAAUUGUAGUGAGUUAUGUGUAUAUACAUUUAAUUAAAUAUUUUGUUAUCCUACAUUGAUAUAUUUUAAACUUAGUUACUUAAUAAGUCUGAUGUCCGUUUGUUUAAAUAUUUUAAUGUUAUGAUUUAUUUGUCAUUUAGUUUUAAUU